AUGGAGGAACCAGUUUCCUAUUAUACUAUUAUACCCGACUCUGAUUUCGACAUUGAUAUCGUCAUAACGAAGAUACCGAAACAGAACCUGAUUUGGAAUUUUGACUGGACAACAGGAGUGACUGUAGCCGCUGCUGCUGGUUGCGGUAUUGCUGCUUCUGUUGGUUUAUUCGCUUAUAACAAGUACAAGAAUCUGAAGAAACAGGUGAAACGGACGGAACAACAAUUCGAAAAGGAGAAGGAAAACGCUUUUGCAGAAAACAGGAAAUUACGAGAGUUGCUGGACGAAAGACAGAUUGCACUCCAAGAGGCUGAAGCAAGGAUGGAUAAACUUGUAGCUGAAAAUGAAGAGGAGAUCCUCAAAAGGGACGAACUGAUAGAAGAAUUGAAACUUGAAAAUGAAGAAAUCAAUUACCAGCUUGAGGAAGUUCUCCUUCAGAGGGAGGAGAUGGGGACCUUACUUGAAGAGGAACGAGAAAGAGGUACCGAAAAGGACUGGCAUAUCGAAGAAUUAUUAAAUGCAGAGGGAAUUCUGCAACGAGAACAACAGCUCCUGAGCGACAAGCUAGAGAAAGCUCUCCUUCAUGGGAAGGAGAUAGAAACUUUACUCGAAGAGGAACGAGAAAGAUGGGCUCUCAAGGACUGUGAAAUCGUAUUAUUGAACAAUUCAAUAUGGAUUCUGAAACGGGACCAACAGGAACUGAACGACAAGCUUGAGAAAGCUCUCCUUCGCGGGAAUGAGAUGGAGGCUUUACUUAACGAGGAACGAGAGAGAGGGGCUCAAAAGGACUGUGAAAUCGUAUUAUUAAGAAAUACAGAAUGGAUUCUGAAACGGGACCAAAAGGACCUCAGUGACAAGCUUGAGAAAGCUCUCCUUCAUGGGAAGGAGGUAGAAACUUUACUUGAAGAGGAACGAGAAAGAGGGACCGAAAAGGACUGUCAUAUCGAAGAAUUAUUAAAUGCAGAAGGAAUUCUGCAACAAGAACAACAGGAACUGAACGACAAGCUAGAGAAAGCUCUCCUUCACGGGAAUGAGAUGGAGACUUUACUGGAAGAGGAACGAGAAAGAUGGGCUCUCAAGGACUGUGAAAUCGUAUUAUUGAACAAUUCAAUAUGGAUUCUGAAACGGGACCAACAGGAACUGAACGACAAGCUUGAGAAAGCUCUCAUUCACGGGAAUGAGAUGGAGACUUUACUGGAAGAAGAACGAGAAAGAUGGGCUCAAAAGGACUGUGAAAUUGUAUUAUUAAACAAUUCAAUAUGGAUUCUGAAACGGGACCAACAGGAACUGAACGACAAGCUUGAGAAAGCUCUCAUUCACGGGAAGGAGUUAGAAACUUUACUUGAAGAGGAACGAGAAAGAUGGGCUCUCAAGGACUGUGAAAUCAUGGAGAGCUUGUUGGACGAAGCAAAAGAAAAGGAAAGAAACAAGGAUAAAUAUAUAAGAGAAUUAUCACUCGGAGUUGAGAAGCUGAACAGUGAAAUUCAUGUGUUGGAACAAAAAUUGGCAAGCGGCCGGAAAGAACGUGAGAUGAGAGAUCUUGAGAUGGUCCAAAGAGAAAAAGAACAAAUCGAAAUUAGCUUAUACUGGAAGCAGAAGUUUGAGGAAAGUAAUAACGAAGUGGAGAUCUCGGGACAACGUGAAAAAGACCUCCGAGAAAAAGUGAAGGACUACGAGAAAGAACUGGAAAAUGCAGCCAUUCAAGCAAAGUCGUUGGAAAAUAAGGUCAGACUUUUGGAAGAUAAGUUAAAGGAAAACUAUAUAAUAUUGAAGGAUAAAGAGGAAGAGAACAGUGAAAAAGACAGCGAAAUAAAGAGGCUGCUGGAGCAGGAGAGAAAUCUGCAGGCUAACUUAGAAAUUGCUCUGGUCAAGGAACAAGGCUUGAAACGCACGUUACAAUGUGCACAAGAGGAGGUCUUCUCUUUGCAGAAGAAGGAAAGUGAAAACUGGCAAGAAAUUCAACAGCUACUAGAAGAAUGCGAAAUGUUGAAGGAAAAAUGUCAGUUGCAAGAAGAUUUUAUGCUUAAAGAAGAAAAACGUGCCAGGGAGCAGCGAAGACUACAACAAGAAACCUUGAGAAAUGAAGAUAAGUAUAUGUUGAUGACACUUCUACAUGGAAUUGCUGAGAGGAAUUUCCAUCUUGCACACAUUGCAGAUGAGCAUGGAAACGAAAAUGAGAGAGACAAGGAGCUGUUUGAUCACAUGCUGAAAAGAAAAGAAGAGCAGUUCUGCAUGGCCCAACAGGAGAAGAACUAUUACUUGAAAGAAUGGGGUGACUUAACCCAGGUGUUGGAAGAUUUAAUAUGUGAAAAUGAAAGAGUGAAAAUGAAAUGA
Molecule: messenger RNA, 2334 nt
Organism: Macrobrachium nipponense
Lineage: Eukaryota; Metazoa; Arthropoda; Malacostraca; Decapoda; Palaemonidae
Product: trichohyalin-like
Exons: 2
Coding region: 1-2334 (777 amino acids)
Source: RefSeq, a predicted model, not a curated record